AAAAAACACCGGCCUUAUAUACAAUACCCAUUGCAGCAAACAAAAGCAAUGAUCACCCUAAAUCUCUUCGUGUAGGAAUUACUUAGUUUUGGUAGCCUUUAUCAGAAAAGUACCAACGAGGAAAACAAUGAUUGGCGAGAUCGCAGUUCUCUUUUUUACAAUACACAGUACAGCUGCUGAUUCCACGUCAAAUGAAGGUGGAUGUUUUUAUCUUGAUGUAUCAGAACGGUAUGCUGAAUGUGUAAGAGUGAACUCUUAUAGAUCAAGUCUGAAUAAAGUUAUGAAAGACUUUAUGGAAACCGAUUUCACGGGAGAAGUCUUACUGUCCAAACUUGAAUCAACGUGCAGGAAUGAGCAAUUAUUUAACACCUAUAGCAACUGUACCAGAAGAGCUAUUCUGGAAUGUCCUCAUCUGUCAACUGUAAUCACGAACGCUGUAAAUGAAGGCCUAGCAGUGUUUUGUCAAAACAAUGCUCCAUCUGCAUGGCUGUAUACUGUUCUACAAGAUGGAUACCUUCACACACAGAGGUGCACAGAAGAUAGAAUAGACAAUGAAAUACUUGAUAUGGUUAUUGAAUGUGCUCCAAACUUUAGGAGAGACUGGACAGGAGUUACAGUUCAUUCUGCCAUCACAACCCUACAGACGAUGAUACAGCAAUUGGUUCGUUGUAUGAUUGACAACGGACCUUCACUUCCGGAUCAGGACGGGGAUGGAGUUUUGGAUUGCGGAUCCUCAUGGCAAGACAUAGUGCUCGCAUAUUCACUGAGGUUGUCUUCCCUUGAUGACUUAGGGUGGAAAAUUGGCGAAGAAGAAAUUAAUGCACUACAGGCUAUUAAGACGGGCUGAAAACGGUGAGCUAGCUAACCAGACAGACAAAGGUUCCAGUGUAUAUUGAAUGUUUAGUGACAACGUACUGAAUGACUUUAUCUAUAUAUAUUUUUUUUCAACAAACAAAUAAACUUUUGAAUAAUGAAAAGAGUAUCACUGUUCUCUUUAAAUACUUGGAAACAAGAAAAUGUUUAUACAUGUAUAUAUGUAUACCACUUUCUCGGCAUACUAGUAAUGGAGGUCAAAUAUAAAACAUGUGAACAUCUGAACGCUUUUAGAACUGUCAUAUGUGUUAAAGCAAUGAAUAGCGGCUUUAGAAUAAUCAUACUUUGUCGGUGUUGAUACUGUAUGAAUUCAUUUUGAAUACAAAUAUGUAAAUGUAUA
This is a messenger RNA of Mercenaria mercenaria, 1213 nucleotides long. RefSeq lists its product as uncharacterized. Lineage: Eukaryota; Metazoa; Mollusca; Bivalvia; Venerida; Veneridae. Bases 128 to 847 code for a protein of 239 amino acids. The record is from RefSeq and is a predicted model, not a curated record. The transcript is spliced from 6 exons.